CGUAGAGUGUAGAUCCACAGACUGCGCUGCUCUAAAGUUGUUCUACCAAGAACUGUAAAACUUAAACAUCUGAAAACUGAGGCUGUAACUGAACACCAUCAUCAUCAUCCUCAUCUUCAUUAUUGUUAUCGUCAUCUUCAUCACUGGAACUGGGAGCAAAUAUGGAGCCAGCAGACUGGAUUCCUAAUGAUGUUGCGCAGUGGCUGGAUCACAUUGGAAUACACCAGCACCAGCAGUCUCUGGACAUGCUGUGUGGUGAGGUGGCCCAGCUGUUUGGUGUUUGCCCAUACCCAUCAGCGCCCCCCACCUCGGGCGCCAACAUGCGCAGCUCGGAGGAUGGCAUUUCUGGAACCGUCCUCCAGCGGCUGAUGCAGGAACACCUACGCUACGGGACUGGAGGGACUGCAGGAGGCUCUGAAAACGACAGCAUCGUUGGUGUCCCUCACAUGCUGCUGUCUGAAAAUCCUGCUUCCACAGAGAACCUGCUUCUCGAAGAGGAUGGGCACCUGGUGUCACUGUGCCAGCAGGUGCCACCUCAGACCCAACCAAGGCAGGAGCCACAAGGGCAGGAGCACCAGGUGGAUUCCUGUUCAAUGGAGACAAGUGUAGGACAGAAUAGUGGGGGAAGUGUCCAGGGAACGCUCAAUGUUCCUGGCCUUGGUGGUGUGGAACUUCCGUCUUAUGAGGAAGCUAAGACCCAGUCUCAGCUUUAUAGAGGCCAGCAGGGUCCGAGUGACCAGCAGAUACCCCCUCACAAUCUGGGUUAUGCCCAUAACCAGAACCAAGUUCAGAACAAUCCAUACCCAAGCCAGAACCUCCUGAGCCAUUCUAGCUUCAGUACAAACCAGCAAAUCCUCAUAAACCUAAGUCAGCCCAAACAAGGUCUUCAAACCCAACAUCAACAGACUUACUCAACUACCACUAGUUCCUGCCCUCCUUCUUUAUGUUCUGCCCCAUCCCUCUCCUCCCCUCCUUCCCUUUCUUCUUCUUCAUGCCUCUCAGCUGUCCCGACGAAAGCCCGUGUAGAAGGCAGGGCUUGGGUCCAGCGAGGCCUUAUAGGGGUUACCCCUCCUCGGGAUGAAGGCCUAGCCGAGCUCAAGGUGGGUCACGUCCGCUCUCUUAGUGAACGCAUUAUGCAACUUAGUCUGGAACGCAACGGCGCCAAGCAAAGCAGGGGUCCGACUUCACCACACCCAAAAGAAACUUCAGAAAGACCUGAAAACUCACCAUCACCAACCAGCAAAAGCAUAAAAACUACAGCCCCGCCUGCGCCACCACCUUUACCUUCAAACAAAGCCCCUCUCGACCAUCGAGGUCCACCUCCGGAGUACCCUUUUAAACUGAAAGCUCAGGCAACCUACUCAUCCAGUAUGAGCCCUUGUCCACUACCACUAGAGCUUUUAAGGGAACCUUCCCAUACCUCAGGUCUGAUGCCUCAUCAAGUUGCUUUAUCCCAGUACCAGCCGCCUUCUCCAAUUCUGCUCCAGAGCCAAACCUCAGAGCUUGUACCUGGAGAUGCCUUUGUGAUGGUCAGCCAAACUCAGCAGAUGCUGGAGGUUCUUAGUGGAGAAAACCAGAGACUCAGACAGGAGCUCCUGGGACAGUCCGAGAAAGCUGGGAAACUACAACGGUUGGAGGCUGAAGUGGGCUGCCUCUCUGACGCAUACGAGGGUCUGGUAAAAAGCUCCUCAAAGAGGGAAUCACUGGAUAAAACCAUGAGAAUGAGACUGGAGGGGGAGAUCCGACGCCUGCACGAUUUCAACCGCGACCUCAGAGACCGAUUGGAAACAGCCAAUCGACAGCUGGCCAAUCAGGGAGCAGAGGAGCAAGAGGAAAGCCGCCUUUACCUAACUGAGAGAAGGGAGAGUAUAAAGGAGAUAGAGCGGCUGGAGGUGGAGGCAGAGACUCUUCGCUCGGCCAAUGAGGAUCAGCGGAGGCAUAUUGAGAUUCUGGAGCAGGCUCUGAAAAACGCCCAAAGCAAAGUGGUCAGGCUGGAGGAGGAGUUGGGGAAGAAGCAGGUUUAUGUGGAACGGGUGGAGCGGCUCCAGUUGGCUCUCGGCCAACUCCAGGCCGCCUGCGAGAAACGAGAACAGCUGGAGAAACGCCUGCGAACUCGACUGGAGAGAGAACUGGAAGCAUUGAGAACACAACAGCGUGCUGGUAUGGGCAUGGCUCUUCCUGCUGUGUGUGAGUCGAGCGCCCCGGCCCUGCUGGACUUGCUGAGGGAGAGAGAGGAGAGGAUUCUGGGAUUGGAGGCUGAUAUGAUGUGCUGGGAGCAGAAAUAUUUAGAAGAGAGCGCCAUGAGGCAGUUCGCUAUGGAGGCAGCGGCUACAGCCGCAGCACAGAGGGACACUACCAUUAUCCAGCAUUCUCGCAGUGGCAGCUACAGUGAUGGUUGUCUAUGGCAACACGAUGGGGAAGAUAAGACACACAAUCGCCGGUGCCAGGACAUAGAGACCAGGAUGAAGGAUUUGCACGCUCAGCUUUUAGAGAAGGAUGCCAUGAUCAAAGUCUUGCAGCAGCGUUCACGCAGAGACUCCACCCCUUUACGCCCCGCCCGCUCCACACCAUCCAUCACAGUGGCGACCGGCCUACACUCCCGCCAGACGUCACACUCCGAGAGAGCAGAGCUGCAGAGCUGGAAGGGGAGCGCUAGUGUGCUGCUGGGAAAGGAAAGCAUGGAGCAUCUCACUCCCUCGCUCCCCUCGUUCUCUGCCUCCCUUUCAUCCCUCCCUCCCUCUCACUCUUCACCUCUCUCUCCGUCCUUCACCUCUACCGUUCCUCCCUCUCUCUUCUCGUCCCUUGUCCACUCCUUCCCUCUCCCAUCAUCAGUGACCUCAUCCUCCUCUGUCCCGCACUCGUCCUCCACUCUCCCUCUCUCCUCCUCCUCUGCAACUCUUCCCCACUCCUCCUCCCUUCCUCCACUGCCCCCUCCCCAUUCCUCCUCUCUUCCUUCCACUCCUAUUUUAUCCUUCCAUUCUAAAUCACCUAGCAGAGACAGCAGCACCCAGACUCUCAAAGCCACGCCCCCUACAGGCCGAUUCAAACCUGGGAAGACAGAUUCUCUACCCAGUCUGAUCAAGUCCACAGACAGUCCACCUGUCACGGCUACGGGCCAGAAGAUCAGACUGCCAGACUCGGACCUGGUUGAGAUUCUAAUCUAACACCGAAACAUAAAGAACUCUGAAAACAGAGCUCUGCACUGGAGGAAAGAGGCUCAGCGAGAGUGACUUCAGCAGUGAUUUGACUUGAUCAAUCAAACUUACUGAAUUUAAUCAUUUUUAAAAGGACAGUAAAAGAGAAAGCUAUAUAUAGCGAUGAAAAGAGAACAGUAAAUCAGAUCGUCAUAAAUAAUUUCUUCUGAAAGGAAAGUCGUUAAAAAGAGAGAGAGAGUGAAGUUGAAAGACAGAAGGUGGUAGACAGAUAGAUGACAUGAAAGAAGAGGGAGAAAAAGAGAGGUAAAUGUGGAUUGAUCAAGGUGUUUGUACCUCAAGGGCAAAAAAGAAAGUGUAGUAGUGUGUCGAUCUGUUCUGAGAUUAAUGAUGUGUCAGAUCUUAUCUGAUCAAAGUAAUCUGGUCUUCCACGGCUCUUUCAGCCAGUGAGCCAAUCCAGGCUCUGCCCACAAAUGCUUUCUUCCAUUGCUACAGGUGUCUGAUUGUACCAGCUGUAAGCAAACGCCAUAGCCCAAUGUGUUUCAUUAAAACAAGUGAUUGGUUCGACAGAAAUUAUUUUUAUGCUAAUAUAUCACAAUUUUGCAGGUCUAAACCCAAACAAACGCCCUCUAGUGGUAAAAAAAAAAUAAAAUUUAAAUAUAUAUAAGAAUAUAAAAUAUUUUUAAAAAUCCGGUUUCUUUUCUGUACGAUCUGCACCAAUUGAUGAUGAAUCAGUGAAAAAAGUCUCUGAUCUGAUCUGACCUAGCCUUAGCAACCAGCUUGUUACCAUAGCAACCACUUAGCAGUGGGCUCAGCUAAAGUUUAGCAGCCAGCCUGUUGCCAAAACAGCCACCUAGCAACCUCUCUGCAAUUCCAAGGCAGCAACCAACGAAAACAACUUUAGCAAUCAAUAGCUAAAGUGUAGCAGCAGCACCUUAGCAACCACCAAGCAACACUUUAGCAACAACCUGUUACCAAAUCAACCACCCUGUGUAACAUAGCAACUACCUAGCAAUACCGUGGCAACCAACUGGUUUCUAUAAUAACACCUAGCAAAAUUUACUUAGCAACAAACAGUAGCUAAAGUAUUGCCACACCUUAGCAAACAACAACUGUACCAUUUCACCACCUCGGCAUCCACUUGGCUACACCUUAGCAACCAACUGUAUCAUAGCAACAUCUCAGCAACCACCUAGCAACACCUUAGCAACCAACUGUAUCAUCUGUAUCACUGUACCUAGCAGUGCCUUGGUAAACCAUAGCUACAGUUUUGGCACACCUUAGCACCCACCAAAUAACACCUUGGCAACCACCUAACAGCAACAGUCACAGUGUCUUCAGGAAUCGGUCUAUAUACAGACAGGCAGACACUCGUAAUAGAAAUAAUGUACAGGGCCAAGAAGCACAGUUUCAAACAGCAGCACCGUAAUUCAUGUAAUUGCUUUGGAAAGGCUCUGCUUGUUCAAGUAGAUGUUAAAUUAGCGUUUUAAUCUAAAUGGCUUUUGAAUGAGGUUUAAGACAGGGCAGCCAAUCAGAAUGCACCUUAUGUCUUAAAGCAGAUUAACUGUUUUAAAAUGCUGAAAUAAAUUAUAUUUUUGGUGCCUAAACCCAUGAUUUAGUAAUUAACUGAUGUUUUGUGGGCGGAGCCUAGAUAGGUCAACUGGGUGAUGCCAGUUAUUGUUAGAUCAUUAUUUUAGUGACUACAAAGUAAUGUUUGUGUAUGAGUGUGUGUGUGUGUGUGUGUUUGAAUUGUGAAGUGGUGUGUGUGUGUUAGUGUGUGCGUCUGUCUUUAUGUUCGGCUUGGUUGCUUUUUCCAGUGUGCCUUGAGAUUAUUACAGUAUUAUUACUGUAAACAUAAACAGAUUACCGUAAAGGCACUGCAGUAUCAUAAUUUAUAUGACAUGUGCCUACCACCCUAUUUUUAAAAAUACUCUCAAACGGGUAAUUCUGCUACGGCAAAGAACAUUCACUGGUGCUUGAAAGUUUGUGAACUUUUAGAUUUUUCUUUAUUUCUGCAUAAAUUUGACUUAAAACUUCAGCAGAUUUUCACACAAGUCCUAAAAGUAUAUAAAUAGAACCAAUUCAAAUAGGAAAUUAUCCAGUAUUACAUAUCUGUGAGUGGCAAAAUAAUGAGUACCUUUAGGAUUAACAGAUUAUUUGAAGGUGAAAUAAGAGUCACGUGUUUUUUUUAAUUAAUAGGAUAACAGUCAGGUAUGAGUCAGGUGUGGAGCUCUGUUUUAUUUAAAGAGUAGAGAUUUAUCACAGACCGAUCUUCACAACAUGUUUGUGUAAGUGCAUCAUGGCAUGACAAUGAGAUUUCUCAGGAGCUCAGAAAAAAAACUAAAAUUACAAUACCAUCUCCCAAGGGUUUGGACUCUAUCAAUCCACAAAUGGAGGAACAAACAUUUACAAACGUCAUAACUGUCCUCAGAUGUGGUUGACCAACACAGAUCAUGCCAAGAGAAAGGUGUGUAAUAAGCCAUGAGGUCACAAAGGAACCCAAGGUAACUUCUAAGCAACUAAAUCUCACAUUGAGAACAAUGAACAACAAUGGUAUUCACGGCUGAGUUACAAUGAGAAAGCUGCAAUAAUGUUUUAUUAACGGAGGAGAUCAAAAUAAGGAACUUUAGAUCUAUCUUUGAGCUGAAUCUCUAAAGAACAUGGGUCAUGCAACAAGACAAUGACCCUAAGCACUCAAGUUGUUCUACCAAAGAAUGAUUAGAGAAGAACAAAGGCAACGACCAGGUCAAAUAUUUCUGUCUCAUUUGUUUAAAUAGGGUUCUUCUUGUAUAUUUUGGAACUUAGAUAAAAAUAUGUUGCAGUUUUAGAUCCAGUUAAUGCAGAAAUAUAGUACAAUCUAAAGGGUUCACAAAGCACAAUUUGUAUCACAAUUUAAUUAUGUUUUAUUGGGUUUCCGGCAGUGAUAAACAAGAGUAUUGCCACUCUCACUGUAUUUGUCUUAUCACACUGUACUUUUUGGUCCUCACAUUUCUGCUUUUGUGUUUAGAUCAUUCCAAGCAGAAGCGCUUUUGCAUGAUAAAAUAUUGAGUAUUGUGUUUAUGUUGGCUUUUAUAGCGUAGAUCUGAACUGUUAUUGUAUAUACAAGAGCGGAGCUGUAGAUUUUAUUGUCUGAUAAAAGAUGUUUUGGUAUUUUGCAGUAAAUAAUUGUGCCUUAUCAAAGUUUAAA
Messenger RNA from Astyanax mexicanus (Mexican tetra), 6339 nucleotides. It is a transcript of the gene amotl1, whose product is annotated as angiomotin like 1. Bases 162 to 3164 code for a protein of 1000 amino acids. The record is from RefSeq and is a predicted model, not a curated record. Gene Ontology annotation, cellular component: plasma membrane; bicellular tight junction; cytoplasmic vesicle. NCBI's taxonomy places the organism in Eukaryota, Metazoa, Chordata, Actinopteri, Characiformes, Acestrorhamphidae. Gene Ontology annotation, biological process: angiogenesis; actin cytoskeleton organization; establishment of cell polarity involved in ameboidal cell migration. The transcript is spliced from 12 exons.